UGCCCCUUUGCUCUUUUAUUCUUUUUUCUCAUACAAUAUACAUUGAAGGAUCCAACAACACCGAAAGCCUCUUCUUUUUCAAAUAUAAUUAUCCAACCGUCAUUCAUGUUCUACCCUUUUGAAUUAUUAAACCAUUUCCAUCGUCUUUAUAAACCCCCUCAACCUCUCUUCUUUUCUUCAUCAAUUCAAUUUCCUCAAACCUUUCUCUCCAACGACCCUUCUCAAAUCUCCCAUGGAAUUAACCCUUCUUUUCCCCCUUUUCUUCUUCACCUUAUCUUCUGCUACAUACAUAUCCACUCUAACCUUAAACCAAAACCAUCCAUCAUCAUCAUCAAGCUGGAGAAGCGAUGAUGAAGUGAUGGGGUUGUACAAAUCUUGGGUCAUCCAACAUGGCAAAGCUUACAAUGGUAUCGGUGAAGAAGAGAAAAGGUUCGAAAUCUUUAAGGAUAACUUGAGAUUCAUUGAUGAACAUAACUCUAACAACAACACUACAUAUAAGCUUGGGUUGAACAAGUUUGCUGAUUUAACCAACCAAGAGUACCGAGCCAAGUUCUUGGGCACCAGGACUGACCCUAGGCGUCGACUCAUGAAGUCCAAGGUCCCCAGCUCACGUUACGCUCACCGUGCCGGCGAUAACUUACCGGAUUCAGUAGACUGGAGAGAUCAUGGAGCUGUUAGUCCGGUCAAGGAUCAAGGAUCUUGUGGAAGUUGUUGGGCAUUCUCAACAAUUGCAGCAGUGGAAGGCAUAAACAAAAUCGUGUCCGGUGAACUAGUCUCUCUAUCGGAACAAGAACUAGUCGACUGUGACCGAUCCUACGAUGCCGGUUGCAAUGGUGGCCUAAUGGACUAUGCCUUCCAAUUCAUUAUCGACAAUGGUGGCAUUGACACUGAAAAGGAUUAUCCUUACCUUGGCUUCAAUAACCAAUGUGAUCCAACAAAAAAAAACGUUAAGGUUGUUAGCAUUGAUGGGUAUGAGGAUGUUCCAAAUAACGAGAAUGCUUUAAAAAAGGCCGUCGCACAUCAGCCUGUGAGUAUCGCCAUUGAAGCUGGUGGUAGAGCUUUCCAACUCUAUGAAUCAGGAGUUUUUAAUGGUGAAUGCGGGUUAGCUUUAGACCACGGCGUGGUUGCGGUCGGAUAUGGCACCGAUGAUAACAGUCAAGACUACUGGAUUGUGAAGAAUUCAUGGGGCAGCAAUUGGGGUGAAAAUGGAUAUAUAAGAAUGGAGCGUAACAUCAAUGCUAAUACCGGAAAGUCUGGUAUUGCAAUGGAGGCUUCCUAUCCUGUUAAGAAUGGGGCAAAUAUCAUCCAACCUUACUAUAAUGAAAGCACUGAGAAUAUCAGCAGUGCUUGAAUUCAUUGCUACAGUUUGCAGUUCUUGAGUUAAAAAUGUCUCACCUGCUCUGUUUUAGGCCAUUGGAGAAGACAAUCAGCGACUCCCAGAUGCAAAUAAUGAUGCUGGGAUUUUAUCAUGGUUAUAUAUAUAUAUAUAUAUAUAUAUAUAUAUAUAUAUAUUUACAAUUCAUCAAAAACAACAACUGGGAAACUGGUAUUGUUGUGAUUUAUGAUUCAUGAAAUUUCAAUUCAUGUAUGUUAUCUUUAUUUGUCAAGUACUCUCUAGCAAUUAUAUUAACUAAGACAAAUUCAACUUCAGAACUAA
Gossypium raimondii (Peruvian cotton) is the source of this 1657-nucleotide messenger RNA. Its product is annotated as cysteine proteinase mucunain. The record is from RefSeq and is a predicted model, not a curated record. NCBI's taxonomy places the organism in Eukaryota, Viridiplantae, Streptophyta, Magnoliopsida, Malvales, Malvaceae. The transcript is spliced from 4 exons. Gene Ontology annotation, cellular component: lysosome. Bases 233 to 1351 code for a protein of 372 amino acids. Gene Ontology annotation, molecular function: cysteine-type endopeptidase activity.